Messenger RNA from Cladocopium goreaui, 303 nucleotides. Lineage: Eukaryota; Dinophyceae; Suessiales; Symbiodiniaceae. The record is from the annotation of a GenBank genome assembly.
AUGAGCAGUGGCCAGCUCAUUCCCCUAGUGGUUUCGGGACCUUGGACCAAAAAAAGACACACCAAUGAACCAUACAUUGUUUGUGAAACCCGAAGUAUUCUGUCUUCAAGAAGUUUCCAUGGUCAACACACGUCCAAGCUUUGCUCAAGUCUUCGUGUUUUUUUUAGCCAUGAGACCAUUCCGCUGCUCAAAGUUGUUUGGGUAAAGCAUUCCUCCAAUCAUUUUGAACUGACCAGAACAUGUGAAUCACACACUGUCAUGAUAAGGCACGGUCAGCUUCAGAUCAGCUUCAAAGAGUAUUGA